Molecule: messenger RNA, 1857 nt
Organism: Penaeus vannamei (Pacific white shrimp)
Lineage: Eukaryota; Metazoa; Arthropoda; Malacostraca; Decapoda; Penaeidae
Source: RefSeq, a predicted model, not a curated record
AUGCCGAACGACAAACCCAAGGACCCGGAUGCUAUCGACGAGCCCGAGAAGGAGGCUCCGGAGGCCGUCGACGAGCCCGAGAAGGAGGCUCCGGAGGCCGUCGACGAGCCCGAGAAGGAGGCCCCGGAGGUCGAACGACGAGCCGAGAAGGAGACGACGAGCCCGAGGAGGAGUCCCCGGAGGCCAUCCCCGAGAAGGAAGCCCCGGAUGCCGAACGACCCCGAGGCCGGAUGCCGACGAGCCCGAGAAGGAGGCUCCGGAGGCCGUCGACGAGCCCGAGAAGGAAGCCCCGGAGGCCAUCGACGAGCCCGAGGCCCGGAUGCUGACGAAGGAGGCUCCGGAGGCCGAACGACGAGCCCGAUAAAGAAGCCCGGGAGACCAUCGACGAGCCCGAGGCCCGGACGACGAGCCCGAAAAGGAGCCCCGGGGCCGUCGACGGAGGCCGUCGACGAGCCCGAGAAGGAGGCCCCGGAGGCCGUCGACGAGCCCUCCGGAGGCCGUCGACGAGCCCGAGAAGGAGGCUCCGGAGGCCGUCGACGAGCCCGAGAAGGAGGCCCGAGGACCAUCGACGAGCCCGAGAGGGAGGCCCCGGAGGCCAUCAUCGAGCCCGAGAAGGAAGCCCGGAGGCCGAACGACGAGCCCGAGAAGGAAGCCCCGGAGGCCGAACGACGAGCCCGAGAAGGAGGCUCCGGAGGCCGUCGACGAGCCCGAGAAGGAGGCUCCGGAGGCCGUCGACGAGCCCGAGAAGGAGGCUCCGGAGGCCGUCGACGAGCCCGAGAACCGGAGACCAUCGACGAGCCCGAGAGGGAGGCCCCGGAGGCCAUCAUCGAGCCGAGAAGGAAGCCCGGAGGCCGAACGACGAGCCCGAGAAGGAAGCCCGGAGCCGAACGACGAGCCCGAGAAGGAGGCUCCGGAGGCCGUCGACGAACCGACCGGAGGCCGUACGAGCCCGAGAAGGAGGCCCCGGAGGAGGCUCCGGAGGCCGUCGACGAACCCGAGAAGGAAGCCCCGGAGGCCGAACGACGAGCCCGAGGCCCGGAUGCCGUCGACGAGCCCGAGAAGGAGGCUCCGGAGGCCGUCGACGAGCCCGAGAAGGAGGCCGGAGGCCGUCGACGAGCCCGAGAGGGAGGCCCCGGAGGCCAUCGACGAGCCCGAGAAGGAAGCCCGGAGGCCGUCGACGCCGAGAAGGAGGCUCCGGACGACGACGAACCCGAGAAGGAGGCUCCGGAGGCCGUCGACGAGCCCGAGAAGGAGGCUCCGGAGGCCGUCGACGAGCCCGAGAAGGAGGCCCCGGAGACCAUCGACGAGCCCGAGAAGGAAGCCCCGGAGGCCGAACGACGAGCCCGAGAAGGACGGAGGCGUCGACGAGCCGAGAAGGAAGCCCGGAGGACCAUCGACGAGCCCGAGAAGGAGCCCCGGAGGCCGAACGACGAGCCCGAGGCCCCGGAUGCCGUCGACGAGCCCGAGAAGGAAGCCCCGGAGGCCGAACGACGAGGCCGAGGCCCCGGAUGCUGUCGACGAGCCCGAGAAGGAGGCCCCGGAGACCAUCGACGAGCCCGAGGCCCCGGAUGCCGUCGACGAGCCCGAGAAGGAAGCCCCGGAGGGCCGAACGACGAGGAGGCCCCGGAUGCUGUCGACGAGCCCGAAAAGGAGGCCCCGGAGACCGUCGACGAUCCCGAGGCCCCGGAUGCUGUCGACGAACCCGAGAAGGAAGCCCCGGAGGCCGAACGACGAGCCCGAAGGCCCCGGAGGCUGCUCUCACAAGCAGAGAUUAACAUUACCUUAGAUGAUGUCGAUUUUUACCCUAGAUUUCAGCAAAUUACCUUAGAACUGUUGGAGCAUAUCCUUGAAAAUUAA